AGCAGAGCUCAGGAGAUGAAGCAGAUGGAGAGUUGGGGAAACAGAUUCACCAUGAGAGCUCUUGUGUUUCUUUGCAGCGUGCUCAUCACACAAGGAGUGCAAGGUAGCACGACAACGGAAGGUUGGACGACUCCACAAACGGAUUACUCAGCAGAAGCUCAACCUUCUUGUCAAUACAACUGUGGAUACGACAUGGGAAGCUGCUCCUGCUCCAGUUCCUGUCAGUGGAAUGGAAACUGCUGCCAUGACUACUACUCAUACUGUGGAUACGCCGACACCACCGCUUAUCCCGAAACACCUCAACCUUCUUGUCGAUACAACUGUGGAUACGACAUGGGAAGCUGCUCCUGCUCCAGUUCCUGUCAGUGGAAUGGAAACUGCUGCCAUGACUACUACUCAUACUGUGGAUACGACGACUCCACCGCUAAUCCCGACACACCUCAACCUUCUUGUCAAUACAACUGUGGAUACGACAUGGGAAGCUGCUCCUGCUCCAGUUCCUGUCAGUGGAAUGGAAACUGCUGCCAUGACUACUACUCAUACUGUGGAUACGCCGACACCACCGCUUAUCCCGAAACACCUCAACCUUCUUGUCGAUACAACUGUGGAUACGACAUGGGAAGCUGCUCCUGCUCCAGUUCCUGUCAGUGGAAUGGAAACUGCUGCCAUGACUACUACUCAUACUGUGGAUACGACGACUCCACCGCUAAUCCCGACACACCUCAACCUUCUUGUCAAUACAACUGUGGAUACGACAUGGGAAGCUGCUCCUGCUCCAGUUCCUGUCAGUGGAAUGGAAACUGCUGCCAUGACUACUACUCAUACUGUGGAUACGCCGACACCACCGCUUAUCCCGAAACACCUCAACCUUCUUGUCAAUACAACUGUGGAUACGACAUGGGAAGCUGCUCCUGCUCCAGUUCCUGUCAGUGGAAUGGAAACUGCUGCCAUGACUACUACUCAUACUGUGGAUACGCCGACACCACCGCUUAUCCCGAAACACCUCAACCUUCUUGUCGAUACAACUGUGGAUACGACAUGGGAAGCUGCUCCUGCUCCAGUUCCUGUCAGUGGAAUGGAAACUGCUGCCAUGACUACUACUCAUACUGUGGAUACGACGACUCCACCGCUAAUCCCGACACACCUCAACCUUCUUGUCAAUACAACUGUGGAUACGACAUGGGAAGCUGCUCCUGCUCCAGUUCCUGUCAGUGGAAUGGAAACUGCUGCCAUGACUACUACUCAUACUGUGGAUACGCCGACACCACCGCUUAUCCCGAAACACCUCAACCUUCUUGUCGAUACAACUGUGGAUACGACAUGGGAAGCUGCUCCUGCUCCAGUUCCUGUCAGUGGAAUGGAAACUGCUGCCAUGACUACUACUCAUACUGUGGAUACGACGACUCCACCGCUAAUCCCGACACACCUCAACCUUCUUGUCAAUACAACUGUGGAUACGACAUGGGAAGCUGCUCCUGCUCCAGUUCCUGUCAGUGGAAUGGAAACUGCUGCCAUGACUACUACUCAUACUGUGGAUACGCCGACACCACCGCUUAUCCCGAAACACCUCAACCUUCUUGUCGAUACAACUGUGGAUACGACAUGGGAAGCUGCUCCUGCUCCAGUUCCUGUCAGUGGAAUGGAAACUGCUGCCAUGACUACUACUCAUACUGUGGAUACGACGACUCCACCGCUAAUCCCGACACACCUCAACCUUCUUGUCGAUACAACUGUGGAUACGACAUGGGAAGCUGCUCCUGCUCCACUUCCUGUCAGUGGAAUGGAAACUGCUGCCAUGACUACUACUCAUACUGUGGAUACGCCGACACCACCGUUUAUCCCGCCACAUCUCAACAGUCAUGUGAAAACAACUGUGGCAGCUACCUGGGAAGCUGCUCCUGCCAAUACUCAUGUCAGUGGAAUGGAAACUGCUGCCAUGACUACUACUCUUACUGUGAAUGGACCACUGAAGUUCCCACCACAGGGCCAUGCGGAGGCUCCCUGUUUGGCUCUGGCACCAUUUCAAGCCCCAACCACCCCGACUACUACAACGACAACUCCUACUGCGUGUGGCAGCUCAGAGCUGCAUACGACCAAAGGAUCUUCUUGGCAUUUUCUUACCUGCAAUUGGAGAACUGUUGCAGCUGCGACUACAUUUCAAUCUACGACGGACCGUACACUUCUUCACCAUACUUGGGGAAAGUGUGCAACAACAGUCUGAGCACUUUCUACUCCACCUCCAACUACAUGACAGUGAUCUUCAGGUCGGACAGGUCUGUGGUCGGCCGGGGAUUCAGAGCCGAGUUCAUGAGCUCUCUGAAACCCGGCUCAGGUCGUGUUGACUGUUCUUCAGACAACAUGAACAUCGUUAUCAACCUACCCUACCUGAACUCUCUGGGCUACAACGGCCACAGUUUGUACCUGGAUGAUCCGUACUGCAAACCAAACAUAUCCAGCUACGAGGUGGUCUUCAGUUUCCCCCUCAACUCUUGUGGAACCGUCAAACACUUCAACAACGGCAGAGUUGUGUACACCAACAAUAUCCGCGGGUUUCCCUCGUCGCAAGGAGAGAUUGUGCGUCAGUCGUACCUGAAGAUGAACGUCAACUGCACCAUGGAGCCGGAUUCUGUCUCCCAGAUCAUGUUUGUUGUGAGUAACGGGGGUAACAGCAGCAUCGCUGGUUCGGGGCGAUACAACACCAGCAUGGCUUUCUACACGUCCAGCAGCUUCUCCUAUAAGGUAACUAAUGUCCCGUAUCAGGUUGCUCUCAACCAGGACUUGUAUGUUCAAGUGGACAUGAGUACGCAUGACAGUGACCUUGUCCUCUUCCUGGACACCUGCGUGGCCGCCCCAUCGCCCUUCGAUUUCGAAACCAGACCUUAUUACUUAGUGCGAAAUGGAUGCAGUGUUGACAGCACGUAUCGCCCCAUCUCUUCUGGCAGCUGGUACAGAGCCCGUUUUACAUUCAAGACCUUCAUGUUCCUGCGAGGCACAGACUCUGUGUACCUCCAGUGCAAGGCCCUGAUCUGUCCCGCCUCCGAGAGCAACUCCCGCUGCCGCCGCGGAUGCAGCAGACGUAAGGCCAGGGAGCUGGAGCCCAAACAUGAGAGCCAAACUCUGGUCAUGGGUCCCAUUCAGCUCAAAAAAUCUGAAGAAGAGAAGAAAGAGCCAGAAGAGCAGAACGAGGCUUAAGUUGUUUCUGCGGAAACCUCAUCCAAUCAACUCUGAGUUCCUUUAAAUGAAAUGCUAGAUUCUACUCAACCUUUCUUUCCUUUCUCUCUCAUUAUCUGAUUAAAUGCAUUAUUGAAAGACAA
Messenger RNA from Xiphophorus hellerii (green swordtail), 3314 nucleotides. RefSeq names its product deleted in malignant brain tumors 1 protein-like. Bases 16 to 3192 code for a protein of 1058 amino acids. NCBI's taxonomy places the organism in Eukaryota, Metazoa, Chordata, Actinopteri, Cyprinodontiformes, Poeciliidae. The transcript has 36 exons. The record is from RefSeq and is a predicted model, not a curated record.